This is a messenger RNA of Doryrhamphus excisus (bluestripe pipefish), 2218 nucleotides long. RefSeq lists its product as uncharacterized. The record is from RefSeq and is a predicted model, not a curated record. Gene Ontology annotation, cellular component: nucleus. Gene Ontology annotation, molecular function: zinc ion binding; methyl-CpG binding. Lineage: Eukaryota; Metazoa; Chordata; Actinopteri; Syngnathiformes; Syngnathidae.
GCAUCCUUUUCUCCUCCGCCGCAUGCUGCCUUCACGCUUUUUAGCCUCCUUUCUCCUCCUGCUGCGCCUGUGGGAGGAGGCGGGGGAGGGGGGCGUUAAUGUGCCGCCUGGGAGCGUAGCUGCCUGCCGUGACCUUCGCACACGCUGACCAGACACGCUAAUUAGUCACGCCUCCAGGGAGGUGCACAUUUUAUUUCCUGCUACACACACACGCACACACACACACACACACACAAGGAAGGAAGAGACGCUUUGCAGGAAGGUCAGAGGUCAUGUGGACAGGAAGUGUGACAUCACAGUGUGUGUUUUGUGUUUGGAGCCGCAGGGAAGUAAACAAACAUGUCGGGCAUGACGAGUGGCGUGUGCGUGGAGAGCGAUCUGUCAUCAGUCCUCCAGAGAAGCUCCGCCUCCUCGCACCAUCAUCCAAAUCACCAUGGCUACGGCACACAGAGCCAGGUGUCCACGCUGGCGCCGGUAUUGGACUACAGCAGUGAGAUGGACCGCUACCGCUCGUCCAUCGCCAGCUUCUACAAGACAAAUGUCAACAUGGACGUCACCAGCUUCCCGCCGUCGGCCAAGCUGGCGGCCAGAUUGGCGGCGGCCGCCCCCAUCUUUCCCCCUGCCGCCACUAGACUGGGUGCCAUGGCGGCGACGCCCUGGGGUUGCCACGACAACAUGAACCACCCAGCGGCGGUCUUCUGGGGACGGCCGAAACCGUCCACCACGCACCACCACCACCACCCGCCCCCUCCAGCCGCACCUUCUGGUCACAUGACCCCCUCGCACCCUCACAGCAGUGCCAUGCAUCAGGGCGGUGGGGUGGCAGGCGGGGGGGGAGGCGGGCGACCGGACGAGGGGGGUCGGACAGAAAAACACUCACUUCCUGUCGCUCAAACAGCACACCACCACCCCAUGGCACCGAGCAAUGGGAAUUUCCCGCCCGGCUACGGUGGGGCGGCUGACUGUGGCGUCAACAAGCAAGGACAUGCCCACCCGGACGUGAUGGGCCUAUCGGAGGGGGGCAGCUGCAACGGGGGCGGGGUUAUCGGGAGCAGCUUCUUGGGGGGCCUGGGUUUACCCCCAGGUGUCAUCGUCAUGGCAAUGGGGUCGGCCGGCGGCGGGAUCUCAGACGCCAGCAGUGCUUUCCAGAUGACGGGCAGCCAGCGAGCGCCAACGGACUGCCAGCAGCACGCCAACUCCUCCCCUUGCCCCGCUGCCUCCUCGCCAUCUUCCUCAGGGGUGACCGCAGGGGGUGUGGUCCUGUCUUCGCCGUCAUCAUCAGGGGCCUCGGCUAAGAGGAAGAGGAAACGGUGUGGCGUGUGCGGACCGUGCAGGCGUCUCAUCAACUGCGGCGUGUGUUCAUCGUGUCGCAACAGGAAGACAGGUCACCAGAUCUGCAAGUUCCGAAAGUGCGAAGAACUCAAGAAGAAGCCGGGGGGAGGCGGGGGCGGGGUGCUGGAGAGGCCACCAUCUGUCCCGACUGGUGAGGCCUUUCGUUGGUUCUUCUAGUCAGUCCUGGAGGCCAAACGGGAAGUGGUCAUCAUUGGACUAUAAUGUGAGAGAGAAACUGUUGACAUCUGCCUCCUGGUGGCUGCUUGCUGUAUAUGUCCUAAACUCCGCCCCCACGUGUGAGCAGAGGGCUCAAAGUGUAAAUGAAUAAAUUUUCUUAACCUUAGGUUCUCUUUCUUCAACUCCUAACACCUGGACAUCAAACAGGUGGGCGGGGGUUCGUGUUCAUUUGUGACACACAGCAUAGCCUGUCGGGUCCAGUUCCGACCGGAACCACUUGACCUCCAGGGGUCAUCGUUCUCCAAUCAUGAGAGCUCAGUAGAUCCGACUACAACUUGUCACUGAAGGACUACAACUACCACAUCGCUUCCACGAAAGCAACCUCUGGAUGGACGGACUUGGACCAGAACCAGGCGGCAUCCACCGAGGCACAAAAUGUCAACGAAAUCCAGCAACAAAUAAAGACACCCCUCCUCCACAAACACGUCAGAUGAUUGCAUCAUUCCGGGCGAGCGCAUGCACGUGAGGAGUGCUCAUGUGAAUAAGUGGUGAGGCAGAAGUCUGGUUGCCGUUGACGACAGAGCGCCGUGUUGCCAGGCAACUGCUAACAAUGGACCUGCCAGUGUUCCACAAUGUGGGCGUGGCCUGAGAGGGGGAAGGAAAUGCUUGUACACAAUGAUCCAUGACACUAUUUGUCAGUGUGUGAACG